CGCUCCUUCCCCGCCCGCCACCAUGCUUUCCUCACUACUCGCCGUCCCCCUCGCCAUCCUCGCCCUCCGCCCUUCCCUCGUCGCUGCCCAGGGCGACCUCAGCGGCGCCAACAACGUCACAGAUCUCGAAGGAACAUGGAGCAGCAACUCGGCAGUGUCGACCGGCGGUGACAUUUGCAUCCCUGCCGAAAUGAAGUUCAACUAUCCCAACAACAGCGGCAUCUCCUACUCGUUCACCAACGACGGCUUCUUUGAAGAAGUCCAGUACCAAUACAACGCCAACGCCUCCAACCCCGCCUGCAUCCAAGCCUACAUCUACUGGCAACACGGCACCUACUCGCUCAACGACAACGGCUCCAUGACCCUCUUCCCCUUCACCUCCGACGGCCGCAUCCAGGUCCAGGACCCAUGCGCCGCCACGACAAACAUCAUUACGUACUAUAGUAACCAAGUGCUGUUUACCGAUUGGGGAAUCGUCGUCGAUUCGUCGUCGGGGAGGUAUACCUUGAAUCUGAACAAGUAUGACGGCUCCAAGAUGGCUCGCAUGUUUCUCGUCGCCAAACCACCCAACAUGCUCCCCACCCAGAUCCUCACAGGCGUAAACGCCUCGGGACAGACAUCCACCCGAAAACGAUCAUUCACCCAGUCACUCGAUUUCCUGAAACGGUCGUCGGCCGAACCCCGAUGGUCUGGUCUGCUCUUUGCGCAAGGAUAUCCGACCUCGUUUACAAUGCUCGGUUUGGCCGGGCUGGCUGUCGUGGGUGUGUUGGCGUUGGUAUAAUGAGUGAAGGAUAGGGAUGUGAAUCGCAACAGGCGAGAUGUUUGGGCGGAUAUGGCCAUUGGUGGCUAUUGGCUAUUGGCAUUGGCCAUUGGCGAUGUGACGAUGUGACGAUGGACAGUCAGUGAGGACGAUGAGAGCUCGUCAAUUGGAGAUGGAGAAUGGAGAUGGGUUCAGUGUUCCAUUUUCUUUUAUCGCGCACCCACGCUUUUUUUACUUUUGGUUUUGCUGUGACAGCUAUCCAGCGUUUUAACGGACACUUUUCCACUUUUUUUAUACACUGCCAUCUUUACAACUUUGUCUCAAGAGUAUACCCCCAAUUUUUCGCACGACUUGCGCAUGAACCAUGCUUGACGACCUCACAUUUCUGAUGAUUCC
Molecule: messenger RNA, 1156 nt
Organism: Cryptococcus deneoformans JEC21
Lineage: Eukaryota; Fungi; Basidiomycota; Tremellomycetes; Tremellales; Cryptococcaceae
Product: cell wall organization and biogenesis-related protein, putative
Exons: 3
Coding region: 23-781 (252 amino acids)
Biological process (GO): 'de novo' protein folding
Cellular component (GO): endoplasmic reticulum; endoplasmic reticulum membrane
Source: RefSeq, a predicted model, not a curated record